AUGUCUGAUUUCGAAUCUCUGACGCUUCGGAGAAGAGGCAAGGAGCCCAGCGACGUCCACCUUGACGUCGAUGCCGACGACGACGCAGAAAAACGCGUUCAGUACGACGAAGCCAAGGAGUUUGUGGACUCACUCCGUCGCCUUGAGGCCAUCUUGGCUCCAUUGGCGUUCACAAUCCUCUCGUUCUUCGUCAGAUUGUACAAGAUCAACGUCAACGACGGUGUGGUGUGGGACGAGGCCCAUUUCGGAAAGUUCGGCUCGUACUACUUGAGACACGAGUUCUACCACGACGUCCACCCCCCCUUGGGUAAGAUGUUAAUUGGGUUGAGUGGAUAUUUGGCCGGCUACAACGGUUCGUGGGACUUCCCCUCUGGUGAGACCUACCCUGACUACAUCGACUACACCAAAAUGAGAAUUUUCCAGGCCACAUUCUCUGCGUUGUGUGUGCCGUUUGCCUACUUCACCAUGAAGGAGAUCGGAUUCUCGAUCGCGUCUACCUGGUUGUUCACAUUGAUGGUGGCGUUGGAGUUAUCGUACAUCACCUUGGGUAAGUUCAUCUUGCUCGACUCCAUGCUUCUUUUUUUCACUGUCACCACCAUCUUCUGCUUUGCUCGCUUCGACUCACACAACACCCGUUCCCAGGAGUUUUCCAGGAAGUGGUGGAAGUGGCUCUUGUUGACAGGCUUCUCCAUCGGGUGCACAUGCUCCGUCAAGAUGGUAGGGUUGUUUGUGACCACUUUGGUGGGUAUCUACACCGUGGUUGAUCUCUGGAACAAGUUUGGCGACCGUACAGUUUCGUGGUCCCGUUAUGGGGGCCACUGGUUUGCCAGAACCGUGGCUUUGAUCUUUGUGCCCAUUGCCAUCUUUUUGAUCAGUUUCAAGGUCCAUUUCGAUUUGUUGUACAAGUCAGGAACUGGUGAUGCCAACAUGUCUUCGUUGUUCCAGGCCAACUUGGUGGGUUCCGACGUGGUAGGCGGUGCCAGAGAGGUUUCAAUCGGCCACUCUGUCGUCACCCUCAAGAACCAAGGCUUGGCUGGUGGUCUUUUGCACUCCCACGUUCAGACGUUCCCUGAAGGCUCCCAACAGCAGCAAGUCACCACCUACUCGCACAAGGAUGCCAACAACAACUGGAUCUUCCAGAGACCCCGUUUUGAGGAGUACUACGACGCCGACAACAAUACCGAUAUCGAGUACGUGGUGGACGGAAUGGUCGUCAGAAUUGUCCAUCCCAUGACUGGCAGAAACUUGCACACUCACGAGGUGCAGGCUCCCGUCUCCAAGAGUGAAUGGGAGGUUGCUGGUUACGGAAACUUGACUAUUGGAGAUGAAAAGGACAACUGGGUCGUGGAAAUCAUGGAGCAACACUCGCCCAACGAGGACAAAAUGAGAUUGCACCCAUUGACCUCGUCCAUCCGGUUGAAGAACGCAGUGUUGAACUGCUACUUGGGUGUUACAGGCAACUCGUUGCCUCAGUGGGGUUUCAGACAAGGUGAGGUUGCGUGCUUGAAAAAUCCAUUCAAGAAGGAUAAGAGAACCUGGUGGAACAUCGAGAACAACCGUAACGAGCUCUUGCCUGCUGCACCAGCUGACUUCGCAUUGCCCAAGACCCGUUUCCUCCGUGACUUCAUCCAGAUCAACUUAGCCAUGAUGGCCACCAACAACGCCUUGGUGCCUGACUACGACAAGCAGGACGACUUGGCUUCCUCGUUCUGGGAGUGGCCUACCUUGCACACUGGUAUCAGAAUGUGCUCGUGGGCCGACGACAAGAUCAAGUACUACAUGCUUGGUUCGCCUGCCACCACCUGGACCUCCACGGCUGGUGUAGGUUUGUUCUUCUUCAUUGUGUUGUAUUUCUUGAUCAGAUGGCAAAGACAGAUCGUGGACUUCCCAGCUACCCAGCCCCAGAAGUUGCGCUUGUUCUUGAUGGGUGGAAUCUACCCUAUGUUCGGAUGGGGAUUGCACUUCAUGCCAUUCGUUAUCAUGGGAAGAGUCACAUACGUACACCAUUACGUGCCUGCGCUCUACUUUGCUAUGAUGGUGUUCGUGUAUGAAAUCGAGCUCUUCACGCUUCCCUUGAACGCAAGACAAGCAUCUCCUGCUAAGAAGCUUGCCUAUGUGGCUAUCUUUGCUGCUGCCUACUUUGGGGUUGCUGGUACAUUCUGGUACUUGAGACACAUUUCGUUUGGUAUGGAGGGUCCCAAGGAAGAUUGGGCCCACUUGACGUUAUUGCGCUCGUGGAGAAUCUCUGAUGACAACUAUAGAUAA
Suhomyces tanzawaensis NRRL Y-17324 is the source of this 2265-nucleotide messenger RNA. It is a transcript of the gene PMT2, whose product is annotated as dolichyl-phosphate-mannose-protein mannosyltransferase. Gene Ontology annotation, molecular function: dolichyl-phosphate-mannose-protein mannosyltransferase activity. The transcript has a single exon. Gene Ontology annotation, cellular component: membrane; endoplasmic reticulum. Lineage: Eukaryota; Fungi; Ascomycota; Pichiomycetes; Serinales; Debaryomycetaceae. Gene Ontology annotation, biological process: protein O-linked glycosylation via mannose. The coding region runs from base 1 to 2265 and encodes 754 amino acids. The record is from RefSeq and is a predicted model, not a curated record.